Nezara viridula (southern green stink bug) is the source of this 225-nucleotide messenger RNA. Lineage: Eukaryota; Metazoa; Arthropoda; Insecta; Hemiptera; Pentatomidae. The record is from the annotation of a GenBank genome assembly.
AUGUCAAGGGCGAGGCGCGAGCAGGUCGAUAUUACUGACCUAGGGAGCAACGCUACGGAGGAUAGAGUACGCGCGGACAGAACCUGGCCGAUGAAGAGGAUAUGGGUGCAGCAGUAUGGAGAGAUCAUGAUGAAGAACGUAUCAGCGGGGUACGUAGAAAGAAGAGAACCGUCUUUCUACCACCCAGGUGUUCUUCCUAAUUACCUUUCAUCCUUCAGGCAAUGA